UUGAUUUGCCGUGCAGUCGGACGAGGGAGGUCGUCUUACAGACCAGAUAUGGAGGCUGAAAGAAAAAGUUUUCCCGACACUUGGAAACUUGACUUGUGGUGCUACUGAUCAAAGGGGAGAUGGACCGGGCAGGAGAUCGACUCUUUCUGUGUCAUGCUUGAGAAGCCGGCGGCGUUUUGGAGGAGGCUCUACCUGUGAAUGAACUGCUUGGAUGGCAUUUUUUCUUUACCACAAAGGACAAGUAACCAGAGGAUUACAUUGUCAGGGUAUGCUGUGUUUGAGCUGAGCAGCGUGUGGCGUGUGGUUCUACCCCUGAAAGUCACAGCAUUGCUAUGUUCUGACUGUCCGGCUCAUUAGCAGCACUUAUCCCGCAGACCUUCGUGCUGUUUGUUUUUUCUUCCUCCUCGUAUCUCGUCAGUCAUCUCUCCUUUGUGUGCUCCGGAGAAGGAGGAGCUCAGGACCAAAAACACCACAUUGCCUUCUCUUAUGAGCCUAUAAGAGCCAUUUUGAUUUGUUGACUGCGUCCCCUCCAUGGAGCCGCUCUGAGCCUAUCAGGACCCCACCGCCAGCCAGCGAUGGACUGCACGGCGGCGAUCCUGAAGGCGUGCGCCCGCUGCAGGACCAAGUGGUGUCGGCAUGAGCGGUCCUCCGUCCGUCGCCCCGGGAGACGGGCAGGGGGCUGCAGCUGCAGCGGCAAUGUCGCCGCAGUGAGGGUCAGCGGGCGCGCCUCUUCCCUCCUGCAGCACAUGCUGUUUAAGGCUUGCUGCUGUCUGUCCCACGAGGACGCCUCUGACCGAUGCCCGGAACGGCUCGACCGUCCCAGUGGUGCACAGGGAGGAGGGAAACGUGAGGAGGAAGGUGAGGACCAGGAAUUAGGGCCCCCACCCUCAGUGGACGAGGCGGCCGAUGCUCUGAUGACCAGGCUGGGCUUCCUGCUGGGGGACAAGAUAAUCAGCGGAGAGCCGGGUUCCUCUUACCACGGCCAGGAUGAUGGACAGAGGAUCUCUCCUUCCUCCAGCCUGGCUAGUAGCACCACCUCCCCUUGCUCUACACUGCAGCCUCCUGCUGGAGGGGAGGGCCACAACAACGACAAGCACGCCUCCUCCCUCCAUGUCCCCGUCACCUCCCCCACCUCCACACUGGAGAGCAGAGACAGCGGCAUCAUAGCCACGUUGACCAGCUGUACUGCUGAGUCGGCAGCAGAGCGGGACGAAAGCGGCAAGUAUCCUGCCGACGGUUACCACGGCAGCAGCCUGAAUCUCUGGCAGCAAGGGGGGCGGCCGGUGGUGGCCUCCAACUCCUCUUCCUGUAUGGUAGCAGCAGGGAGCGUGAACGACGGCUUCCUGAACCAGGUGGAGGACAUCAUGGCCGCCUCCACUUACAGCCUCAACAAACUCCACCCAGACCGAGGACCGGGCUCCGCCCGCUCAUCAGGCUCCACCCACUCCAUCCCUCUGUACCUCAUGCCCCGCCCUAAUUCCGUUGCUGCCACCAGUUCUGCCCACCUGGAAGAUCUAGCGUAUCUGGAUGAGCAGCAGAGACACAUCCCUUCAAGAACGUCCCUCAGAAUGCCACGGCAGAAUUCUGGGGGUCGUGGUCAACAGGAUCACAGAGUGUGUUUCACCCCCUCCCUCAACCUGAAGCCCCUCCACUUUGAGGUUCCGGGUCUCUCUUCUGAUUGGCUGUUCACCGGCAGGGAAUGGCUCUUCCAAGAAGUGGACGCCUGUCUUCGAAGUGGCGACCCGGCGACUAGUCGGGGCGUGGUGAUCGUCGGCAACAUGGGCUUCGGCAAAACGGCCAUUGUCGCCCGGCUGGUGGCGCUCAGUUGUCACGGAAACCGCAUGUUGCCAACCGCCGCCGGCAACCUGAGCUCGGCUAAAUAUGCAGAGGCCGAGUCUUACACCCGCGACUCCCUGGGGAGAGGAGGGGGAGGGGGAGACGAAGGAGGGGGAGGAAGCUGUCCGGGGACUCCAGAGAUGAGGAAGAGACAAGAGGACGCGCUGAGGAGGCUCGCAGCACAGGUCGUCGCGUAUCACUUCUGUCAAGCUGAUAACUGUCACACCUGCCUGGUGCCCGAGUUCGUCCACAACAUGGCGGCGAUGCUGAGCGACGCCCCCCAGCUGUCGGCCUAUCGGGAGCUGCUGCACUGCACGCCGCAGCUGCAGAGCACGCUCAGCCUGCGCUCCUGCAUCCAGGAUCCCAGCUCAGCCCUGCACAGAGGAAUACUAGACCCCCUGGAGGCGCUCUACAGAGAGAGGAAGUUGCACGUGGACGGGGCGGGGCUCAUAGUACUGAUUGACGGGCUCAACGAGGCAGAGUUCCACCGGCCGGACUACGGCGACGCUCUGACUUCCUUCCUUUCCCGAAAUGUCCGUAAAUUUCCCCCUUGGCUGAAGGUCAUAACCACUGUGAGGACCGGCCAGCAGGACAUUGCUCGUUCUCUUCCUUUUCACUGCAUCUCUUUAAACAGGAUGGAGGAGAACAGCGCCAUAGACCAGGACCUGCAGGGUUACCUGAUGCAGCGUAUCCACAGCAGCACAGAGAUCCAGAGCAACGUGUCGCUGGGCAACGGUCGCCUGGACAACACGGGGCUGGCCAAGCUCAUCGGCCACCUGAAGAGCCUGAGUAAGGGCUCCUACCUUUACCUGAAGCUGACCCUGGAUCUGAUUGAGGGGGGAUACCUGGUCCUGAAGAGUUCCAGCUUCAAGGUGGUCCCUGUGAGCCUAGCAGAGGUCUACCUUCUGCAGCUCAACAUGCGGUUUCCCACGCAGUCGUCUUUUCAGCGAGUUCAGCCGCUGCUCAACGUUACGGUGGCGUCCCUGCACCCGCUGACUGACCAGCAGCUGUUUGAGGCUGUGAACGCGGGCGCUCUGACCGGGGGGGCGCUGCACUGGGGGGAGUUUGUGCCCCGCCUGGAGCAGCUCUCCUCCUUCCUGCUGCGGCGGAGCGACGGCAGCAGGAUGCUAAACCACGCCUCCUUCAGGGAGUGGCUAAUGUGGCGAGAGGACGGUCAGGACGACAGGUUCCUCUGCGACCCCAGGAGUGGUCACACUCUCCUGGCCUUCUGGCUCUGCCGGCAGGAGGGGAAGUUGAACCGCCAGGAGACGCUGGAGCUGGGACAUCACAUCCUGAAGGCUCACAUCUACAAGGGUCUGAGUAAGAAGCUUGGGGUUUCCUCCUCAGUUCUGCAGGGGCUGUGGCUGUCCUACAGCACGGAGAGCCUGAGCCCUGCACUCUCAUCGCUGCGCAACCUUUACACCCCCAACAUCAAGGUGAGCAGGUUGCUGAUUAUGGGCGGGGCUGAUGUGGAUUUUCGUUGCGAUGUCCUCAACAACGCCCCCCUGCUGUGUGUCCACGCUCACCUGGGCCACAGUGAUGCCGUGGCGCUGCUGCUGGACCUCGGAGCUCAGGUGGAUGCUCAGUCACAGGAGGGCGUGACCGCGCUGGGAUUCGCCGCCGCGGCGGGCCAUAUGGACAUUGUUACCAUGCUGAGUCAGCACAACGCUAAGGUGGGCCACGUGGACAGCUCGGGGCGCUGCGUGCUCGUGCACGCCGCCCAGCGGGGGCGCCUCGACGUGCUGCGCUUCCUGCUCAGGCGCGCCGACUGGAGCUGUGCUUCCUGCUGUGGCCAGAGGGCGGCGAGCCGGAGCCAGGCGGUGCAGCAGGCUCUGGUCGCGGCGGCCAGCACGGGCCACGCCGAGAUUGUGUCGUACCUCCUGGACCUUCCGGAGGAAGAAGAGGAAGAGGAGGAGAGACCGGAGAUCAACACACCCGACAGUCUGUGGGGAGAGACGGCUCUGACGGCCGCGGCAGCAAGCGGCAGGCUGGCUAUCUGCCGCCUGCUGUUGGAUCAGGGGGCUGCCGUGGAGCAGUGCAACAGGCGGGGCACGGCCCCCCUCUUCAGCAGCGUGAGACGUGGCCACCUGCAGGUGGUGGAGCUGCUACUGAGUCGAGGGGUGGAGGUGAACAUGGUCGACCAGCAGGGUCGAACGGCCCUGAUGACAGCAGCCUCGGAGGGACACAUGAACACAGCCCAGCUGCUGCUGGAUCACGGAGCCUCUCUCGAACAGACCGACAGGGAAGGCCUAACGCCGCUGAGCUGGGCGUGUCUGAAAGGCCAGCUCCCAUUGGUCAAAGAACUGGUGGAGCGAGGUGCGGCCACAACCCACGUCGACCGCAGCGGGCGGACACCUCUGGAUCUGGCUGCUUUCCGCGGGGACCCAGAAGUGGUGCAGCACCUGGUGGAUCACGGCGCGUCGGUGGAGCAUGUGGAUUCCAGCGGGAUGCGCCCCCUGGACCGGGCGGUCGGCUGCAGAAACACUUCGGCAGUCAUCGCUCUGCUCAAAAAGGGAGCCAAGAUAGGACCUGCGACGUGGGCCAUGGCAACCUCUAAACCAGACAUCCUAAUGGUUCUGCUCAGUAAACUGAUCCAAGAGGGAGACCGCCUCUACAAGCAAGGCGACGUGGAGGAAGCGGCUCACUCGUACCAGUCGGCUCUCCAGAAGUUCCCCGGGGACGAGCUGAAGACCUCCAGACAGCUGAGGGUGUGCGUGCUGCUCAACCUGUCUCGCUGCCACCGCAAGAUGAACGAUUUUGGCCUCGCUGAGGAUUUUGCCACCAAGGCGCUCGAGCUGAAAGCCAAAUCCUACGAAGCCUUUUAUGCCCGAGCCCGUGCCAAACGUGGACGCAGACAGUUCCAUGCAGCCCUGGAGGACCUGAUUGAGGCCAGCCGCCUGUGCCCCUCCAACCGAGAGAUCAAGCGCCUUCUGUCCCGGGUCAAGGAAGAGUGUCGGCAGGUUGUGCACCAACCAGACUCUUCCCCUCCCUCGUCGAAUCCCGCGUAUCAACAAAAUGCGUCCAUGUCCGUCAACGAGGCCAAGGGCAGAGACACCGGGUGUCUGGAGGCGCAAGACAGGGCGGGGCUUACAGAGGAGGAGGAGGAAGAUGAUGAGGAGGAGGAGGAGAGUCAGAGGGAAGGAGAUCCUCAUCCUCACCCCUCUUCGUUGCAUCCUCCACCUGUGGUUCAAAGUGUCGACGCCCACUGCUACCCCAGCGGGCCGCCCCCUUCCUCCCUCUCUCCCACUCACCUGUACCGUCACCUCCCGAGCCCCGCACACUCCCCCUCCUCUUCUCCGGGUCACCCCGCCCCUCCUCCUCCUCAGUCCACCUCCUACCACCAUUUCAUCCCCCCACAGCGGCCCAGCCAAAUGUCAGAGAGUAUGCCCGCGUUGUCAGGGAAUGGAAGCCUGCAGUACCACUCACAUGCCGCCUCUGUCCAACACCACCCAGACCAGAUCCAGGGGGCGCAGCAGCAACACCACCACCACCGGUCCAAUCAGAGAUCCUUCCAAAACCCCGUUCAAGGUCAGUGGCUCCAAGCGGCCAAAGUGCAGGUAGUCCGAUGCAGUCAGCCCAGUUCCGCUUCCCAUUCCAGCACGGCUUUGGGAAGUUCUGCUUACUCCCAGUUUGGCCAUUUGCCACAAGAGCUGGCCAAGCUCGGGGAAAUCCUGUGCCCGAGCCACUUGGAUGUCAGGCCCAGCUUGCAGGUCCAGGCUGGUCUGAUCUCUGGAUCGUAUCCUCUGGACGAUGUAGACGUUGACUUUGAUGGCCAGGAAAGACUUGCAUCCGCCUACGGGAGAGAAGGAGGAGGGGAGCGGGCUGGGAUGAGUCGAUUCGGUCCGGCCCGUCACUUAAGUCGCAACCAGUCCAAGGCAGCCUACUACCCGAUGGCAGUGACUGAGGCACCAAUGGGACCUCCUGAUAGCCUCCCACCAUCCCACGAUUACCAAUACCACCAUCAGGGUGCACUGCAACGCCACCUCAGUGCCCACCCAACCUCUUCCCCCGCUGUUCCCCCAAGGCCUCUUGUCCACUCCCAGAGUAUCAGUGUCCGUUUCUCCACCAGCAGCGGCAGCCUGGCUGGCGGGCAGCCACCCAAUCACGGACCAAGCUUCAGGACGUCCGCCUCCGCCCAGCACAUGACGGCCCCUUCACACCUGGCAUACGCGGGAGGCGUUACCGGCUACCACGACGACCUCUUUCUGAUGUCCUCUCCCCAGUCCGAAACAUUCAUGGCCGGGGGCGGGACUUAUCCCGGGGAGGCGGGCCGGUCCGCGAGGAACACUCCUUUUAUGGGCGUCAGCGACAGAACCGCGAGGGGCCACCAGCAGUAUCAACAACAAGCUCCCUCCAGCUCCUGCCUCAGCCCUUCUCGGUCGUGGGCCGUGUCCUCGGUGGAUACGGUCGUCACCUCGCCCAGCAAAAGCCCCGGCAGCCAGGGAGGCUUCGGCCCAGCCCAACCGUCCUCCAUUGCCUACCACAACCGCAGCAACAACAACGCCCACAACGACAACCAGCCGGAGUACUAUCCCCAGGGCGAAGGUUCGGUGAAGGUCGCUAGUCAGAAUCCCUCCUACCUGGAUGUGAAGCUGGCCAGAACGCUGCCAGUGAUCCACAGUGACAGAAAGACGGGACCGACCUCUCCGGUGAAACCAAAAAGACCCUUCGUAGAGUCCAAUGUGUAGAGGCAGGUUCAAAUGUUUAGUAAGGACAAGGGAAGAGGGGUUAAAGAAGAAAUGAGUGCCCUUAUGUGUUCCAGUAGGCACCGGAGCUAUUGGAUCAUCAAGGCUGCAGGAAAUGAACGAGUUGGUACCACAUGCAGUUCUUGCAUGUACACGCCGAGGGGGGAAAAAAAGAUUAAAUCCUGUGUACAUUUUCACAGAGUGGCAGACGUAAUGACUCUGUGUUGUAAAGAAGAGGCAGAGGUUUAACGUACACGUUUGAGAAGGAACAUAUCGUUUUUUUUACAAGUCAGGUCAGUUAACGAGCCAGAGGCCGAGGGAAAAGCCAUUACAAAGGGAGUAAGGGAAGGACGAGAGGACUCCUGCCGUUACAUUGCACAAUGACGGAAGAGGAGGAUUUGGGGGGAAAUCAGGAGUCAACUGAAAAAAGUCAAAUCAUUCAGCACAAAAAUAGAAAUCCUUUCCUUGCUGAGCCCCAAAUGAUGCUGUCCUUGAAUAAGCACUGGCUUGCUGUAUAUAAAACAAAAACUAAGUGGUAUUUAUCUUUAUUAAGUUAUAUCUGUAUAAAUCUGUAUGAAUAUUGUUUCUCUUACUGUAUAUUCCUUUUGGAUUUAUUUAGAGGGUCUUUCACAUAAAACGUAUGUAAAUCUUCUUCUCAAAGAGAUAAUAAAAGCAAAGUCAGUUCAGCUUU
This is a messenger RNA of Pungitius pungitius (ninespine stickleback), 7212 nucleotides long. Its product is annotated as protein TANC2-like. Gene Ontology annotation, molecular function: protein binding. The transcript is spliced from 27 exons. Gene Ontology annotation, biological process: regulation of dendritic spine morphogenesis. NCBI's taxonomy places the organism in Eukaryota, Metazoa, Chordata, Actinopteri, Perciformes, Gasterosteidae. The record is from RefSeq and is a predicted model, not a curated record. Gene Ontology annotation, cellular component: dendritic spine. The coding region runs from base 576 to 6524 and encodes 1982 amino acids.